AUGAGCCUAAAAGCGGAGUACAUCCGCUAUGAUCGUCAAAUCCGCUUGUGGGGAAAAACCACUCAGCAGCGGUUGAUGGAGGCUGAGGUGCGGCUCUGGGAUCUGCAGGGUGUGGACGCUGAAAUAGCGAAGAAUCUCGUCCUGGCGGGCAUCAAAUCCUUACAGGUGCACAGCACCACGCAAAAAAUCCGAGCGACGGAUUUGCGUAACAACAUGCUCGUGCAAAGAGGCACCGCGUCCAUGACUUGCGAGGAGGCGGGGGUUGAGGCUCUGAAAUUGCUCAACCCAUACGUGCGAGUUAGUCUGCGCAAUUUUAGUAAAGAUGGUGCAGGAGGAAGCUUUCCCGGGGCGCAUGGCAUCAGCAUCGCGCUGGUGCACGAUAUUGUGGAGCUGAGUUCAGUCGUCGUGCAAUGUGGUGGCUCCAGUGACGUUGUAGCACUCAGUGUUCAGUGCGAUUCCUGCAUAUUGACACUCUUUUUAUAUCGUGAUCAAAUGACAACGAUGGAGCAACAAUGGAGGCAGCUUGUUGAAGACCCCAUUUGCAUUCACAACAAGCCCACCGUGUAUCAGAAAAUGCUCCUCGCUCUUCACCUCGGGAGGCCCUCCUUAACCUACGCCCAGCUGCUCACCAGCGCCAUGAAUGUGGUUGAACAGCUGCGGCUUCGCAAGCUGGGCGCCGAGGACAUUGAGGAGGUGUUCAAGCUGAGGGAGCGCGACCCCGGCCCGGUCGCCUGCACCCUGGCGGGGGCCUCCGUGGCACAGCACCUGAUCCGCCACACCGGGGAGGGGGGCGGACGGCCGUGGCGUUGGAUGAUUUGCCAGGAGACAUCGGAAGUCGAAGUGGGGUUUGACUAA
Messenger RNA from Phytomonas sp. EM1, 855 nucleotides. Lineage: Eukaryota; Euglenozoa; Kinetoplastea; Trypanosomatida; Trypanosomatidae. The record is from the annotation of a GenBank genome assembly.